This is a messenger RNA of Zychaea mexicana, 690 nucleotides long. RefSeq lists its product as uncharacterized. The record is from RefSeq and is a predicted model, not a curated record. The coding region runs from base 1 to 690 and encodes 229 amino acids. The transcript has 2 exons. NCBI's taxonomy places the organism in Eukaryota, Fungi, Mucoromycota, Mucoromycetes, Mucorales, Lichtheimiaceae.
AUGUUUCUAAUAAUUAUAUUUAAACUAUUAAAUGUAGUAGGUUUCAUAAUUUUGUUAUUAAACAUAAGGAUAAGGAUUAAUUCUCUAUGUGGUCUUUUCGACGAUCCCAAUCGCAGUAUGUAUUUACGGUGGACAAACGAGAUUACUUUGGAGGCUAAAAAGAACGAUGACUUGGUGAACAAAAACCGACCUGACAUUUGCAUCACCAGUCUUUACGCCAGUCGAUUCACUAUCAACCAUGGCUUCGGAGAGGUCAAGUCAGCAGCAUUCGACAGCAACCAUUUCCUUUUAUGCAAAGAUCUUUUACAGGUAGCAACAUUCUGUAAAGAUGCUAUGGAUACUCACAACAUAGAAACUGUAAAUGGAAUUCAAGCGAUUGAUGUGGUUUCGGAUCGAGAUGUAUUCUAUAUCUUGUUGUUGCCAGCAAAUGGCAUAUACGUGUUUCUCGAACUUGGUAAUGUUCAAAUGCGAAACAACCUGCAAGAUUUGACGAAAUUGGUGAUGGAUGCUCCUCUUCUAUUACUCAUUAUUGAUGUAUCUGAGAGACUUUGCAUUCUGUCUGCCAACGUGCGUAAUCCUGACCGACAUUGCCCAACCAUUGACCCAUCAAGCUUUAACCACCUAUAUUCUUCAUCUCAAAAUCGAAAUGUUUAUGCCCAUUUCAACGAAAUAACCUUCAAUCGAUCUUAA